This is a messenger RNA of Solanum stenotomum, 549 nucleotides long. RefSeq lists its product as uncharacterized. The transcript is spliced from 2 exons. NCBI's taxonomy places the organism in Eukaryota, Viridiplantae, Streptophyta, Magnoliopsida, Solanales, Solanaceae. The record is from RefSeq and is a predicted model, not a curated record. The coding region runs from base 1 to 549 and encodes 182 amino acids.
AUGGUGAUUAAGGAAAGACGUACUGCCAUGCUUAUUAAUGAUAUGGAUAUUCUCAUCUCAUGGUUCACGCUCAACAAAUUGAAGAAGAGAAACUUAAGUAAACGUCUAGAGAGGCAAAGAGGGCUAAAACCGGUGAUGGUAAUUUCUCACAUUCAUGGUCCGAUGGACAUGGUCAUUCCAAGUUAUGACAAAGGUUUUUCGGUCAAGGUUCCUCCAAUAUGCGAUCUAAGUUCAACAAAGAAAGGGAAGCAUGAGGGCAAGUGUCUAGUGGGUUCCAAUGCUUGCUUUGGUUGUGGUAAGAUGGACCACAAGAUAAGAGAUUUUCCUUCUAUUGCUAAGAAUGAUGGAGAUAAUCAUCAACGGGCUCAACCUAAUCCUUCAUCCGGUCCUAGUGGUUCGGGUCCAAAUGCUCCCAAGCAAAACAAAUUUCAUACACUUCAUAUUUGUCAUGAUCAAGAGGGUUCUCCAGAUUUGGUUACCGGCAUGUUGAAAGUCUUUCAACUUGAUGUUUAUGCUUUCUUGACCCCGGUGCUACCUUGUCUUUUGUGA